CGAUAACGUCAUUCGUUCGUCGCCAUUUGCAUCGCGACGGUCUGCGUGCAAAAGUUUGUCGGAAAAAGUUCGAAAUUUGCAAGUUUAUCGCGAGUGCCGUUCCAGAUACGUGUUUCCCAGGGGUGUCUUCCAACGCACCAGGUUCCACUGGCUGAUAGUGUUGUGUAGCAGCAGCGCAUCCGGAACGCAAACGGCGCUUGCUAUCGCCGUGAAAAUCGUCCUUCACCAGUAGCACCUCCACUUCGAUCGCAGUAAGAAAAUCACCUUUUGGAAGAUUUUCUUUUUUUCUCAUAGAAGUGGUACAAUCAUGGCCAACUAAAAAGAUGUCUACAAGCAGCAAAGUAUCGCUCGUCAGCAGCAGCUACAUCGCUCCUUAUCGGCGUGGAGGAAAACAGCUCGGUCGCUCCGAGCCGGAACUGGCAGAUCAGAUCGAUAGCCAGUCGGGCUCCGCCCCCUACUCCCAUUGCUCGAUUGUUUUUUCUUUUGACCUAGUUUUAAGCACCGUAAGCAGCUCCGCCAAUGGAGAAAAAUCAUCGCUUUGCGAGUCAGUCUCUGUCCAAGGGACAGAAUUCUGAUUCCAAGAAAAAUCAAGAUAUCUCAACCAAGUGGCCACGCAAUUCCAAGAGACGUGAACAAACGAGCUCGAGUGGCUACAAAUCGGAAAAUCUUCGAAGCUCCAGCGGCAAAGCAACACCAGCCGGAAAGACUCGUGCCCAAACCAACUUUAACUAUGACAAGCGCUCGAAGCAGCGCCCGGAAGCAGCUGGUCCGCUGUAUCCGGAGACUGCAAUUUCGGCACUUGACCCAACUAAUCAGUACGACGACGACUACGAAGGAGCCGGGCUAGCAUUGUAUGCCGGCGGUGAAUAUGGCACUGCAAGGCAUGAACUACACUCGGUGUUCUCACCUGGUUCGAAGAAACAAAGUUUGAACCACUUGUUGAACUUCCAUUAUACGCCUCGUGAGCGUGACCAGCCGAUCCAUUUUAGCAAGACGGGAAACAAUCGUAGCUAUGUCAAGAAGGUUACCUACAACAAGGAGCAGUACUUGCAGGCAAACUGUCAGUUUGUCGUACGUGCUGGUGAGGACUAUACGGUUGUUCUAGCAUCUCCUGAUAACCUGGUGGAGUGGACAAAAAUCGAGCAGAUUCAUAUCUUUAGCUCCGAAGAGUCGCAAUGUCCCAUUUGCUUGUACCCGCCAGUUGCCGCCAAAAUGACAAAAUGUGGUCACAUUUACUGCUGGCCAUGCAUUUUGCACUAUCUUGCUCUGUCUGACAAGACUUGGCGCAAAUGUCCCAUCUGCUAUGAUGCGAUCCAUCUUCCUGAUCUGAGAAGUAGCGUAUUGAAACCGUUCCACUCGUACACCGUCGGGGAAACAGUGACUUUCCAGUUGAUGCGCCGUGCGAAGACCUCCUCAAUUGCUGAGAUUGCGUCUGACGCUGUGAAUAAAAAUCUAGAAGUUCCUAUGUUUGAUCCUGACAUUGAUAAAACUAUCCUCACCAAGCUGCUACUGAGUGGCCCGACAGAAAUUCUGAAAAUCAUUGAACGCGAGCAACAGGAACUGGUUAACCAAAUUGUGGUUGAUGGUGUUGAUUGCCCGGAGAACAUUUUCGUACAACAAGCGCUCGAACAAUUGAAGGAACGCAGGGAAAAAACAUUAAUGUGCAGUGGUGUUGAAUUGGCUGUGAAGCAAAAACAUACCAAUCAAUCCCUUCAUGAUGAAGCUUCGGGAUUUGUUGUUGGAGACAACUCAGCAAAAUGCGUAGGAGCAGAAGAGGCUAUUUCUGCGGAGCAAGCAACGUGCGCCGACUUUAUGAUUGACGAGGAUAGCAACUUCACUUUGAGCGAUAUUGACAUUGUUCCCACAUCGACAUGCGCUUCGUCGGAUUACUUCUAUUUCUACCAAUCCACAGACGGGCAGGCACUUUACUUGCAUUCAAUGAACACCCGCAUGCUACAGGCGAUGUAUGGAAGCUUGGACAGGAGUCCUCAGCAAAUCACCGGCAAGAUUGUACACAAAGACAGCAGUUCCAUGUCUGAGGAUUUGCGGAAGCGUUUGAAAUAUCUUCAACAUUUGCCCAUUUGCACCCAGUUCGAGGUGGUGGAGGUAGAGUUUGUUCAUGGAGUAAUCUCGCCCGAAGUGUUGAUCCAGUUCAAAGAGGAAAUCAAUGGCCGCCGCAAAGAUCGUAAGAAGAGAGAUCGUGCCGAGAGAAUCCGGGAGAAGCAAAUUUUCGAGUUUAAUGAACGUCAGUUGGGAAAAUCUUUGGCACGUUCUGCCAAAAUAAAUAUUAAUUCUAACAAGCAUUUUCCUACGUAUGGAACAAGCGAAUCGUACGAUUUCAGUCGUGAGCCGCCACUUUAUGCCAGCCCUACUUCCAGUGAUGCUUCAGCUUCGCCAUGUCCAUCAGGACCGUCGUGGUCGAAGAUGUUAUCCACUUCACCAGCAGCAUCUCGAUGGCCAUCCCUUCCAUCAGGGGGGUCGUUGAACGUGUUUGGACCUUUGGCGGCACCGCCUCCAAAGAUAAUCCAGGUGACUGGAUCCAGAAUGGGUUCAGCAGCAUCAUCUUCAAGUUUCAAGCACCGUUUCUCGCCAGAAAGUGACGUUGACGAAAAUGACGAUUACGAGGAAGCUCGGGCACCAGAACCGACAAUUGAUUUGGCAUCUGCCAUCGAGGCAGCACUGGAGAAAGUCUCGCUUAGCAACGAACUUGCCACAACCGAGAGCGGAACAGUUAAGAAACAGAAGGGUGGCGCUGCUCUCAGCAAUGGGGCGAAAAAGAAGAAAAACAAGAAAACUGUAUUGUUUGCUUCCGGUAUGAAUUUAAAUUAGAUUUUAAUCUUUUUUCUGUAAUGGCUAAAUUAGUUUACGUUUUAUGAAAAAUUGUUACAUAAAUGUAGAGACAAUAUGUAUGUACUAUUCGUUCUGUAGUUUUAUUUUGGGUCUUUGCUAAUAUUCUUUACGGCAUUAAAAAUGUAUUCUAACAAAUAUUGAUUUAUUAAAUUUCUUAGCAAACAAG
Molecule: messenger RNA, 3016 nt
Organism: Armigeres subalbatus
Lineage: Eukaryota; Metazoa; Arthropoda; Insecta; Diptera; Culicidae
Product: E3 ubiquitin-protein ligase RNF10
Exons: 6
Coding region: 520-2829 (769 amino acids)
Biological process (GO): positive regulation of transcription by RNA polymerase II
Molecular function (GO): transcription cis-regulatory region binding; metal ion binding
Source: RefSeq, a predicted model, not a curated record